Messenger RNA from Schistocerca serialis cubense, 1110 nucleotides. RefSeq lists its product as uncharacterized. The coding region runs from base 1 to 1110 and encodes 369 amino acids. Lineage: Eukaryota; Metazoa; Arthropoda; Insecta; Orthoptera; Acrididae. The transcript is spliced from 3 exons. The record is from RefSeq and is a predicted model, not a curated record.
AUGAGAAGGCAAGGACAAGAAGGCAAUGAGAAGGCAAGGAGAACCAAGGAGAAGAAGAUAAUGAGAAGGCAAGGAGAACCAAGGAGAAGAAGGAAACCGACGCCCCCGGCGGGGAAACCGACGCCCCCGGCGGGGAAACCGACGCCCCCGGCGGGGAAACCGACGCCCCCGGCGGGGAAACCGACGCCCCCGGCGGGGAAACCGACGCCCCCGGCGGGGAAACCGACGCCCCCGGCGGGGAAACCGACGCCCCCGGCGGGGAAACCGACGCCCCCGGCGGGGAAACCGACGCCCCCGGCGGGGAAACCGACGCCCCCGGCGGGGAAACCGACGCCCCCGGCGGGGAAACCGACGCCCCCGGCGGGGAAACCGACGCCCCCGGCGGGGAAACCGACGCCCCCGGCGGGGAAACCGACGCCCCCGGCGGGGAAACCGACGCCCCCGGCGGGGAAACCGACGCCCCCGGCGGGGAAACCGACGCCCCCGGCGGGGAAACCGACGCCCCCGGCGGGGAAACCGACGCCCCCGGCGGGGAAACCGACGCCCCCGGCGGGGAAACCGACGCCCCCGGCGGGGAAACCGACGCCCCCGGCGGGGAAACCGACGCCCCCGGCGGGGAAACCGACGCCCCCGGCGGGGAAACCGACGCCCCCGGCGGGGAAACCGACGCCCCCGGCGGGGAAACCGACGCCCCCGGCGGGGAAACCGACGCCCCCGGCGGGGAAACCGACGCCCCCGGCGGGGAAACCGACGCCCCCGGCGGGGAAACCGACGCCCCCGGCGGGGAAACCGACGCCCCCGGCGGGGAAACCGACGCCCCCGGCGGGGAAACCGACGCCCCCGGCGGGGAAACCGACGCCCCCGGCGGGGAAACCGACGCCCCCGGCGGGGAAACCGACGCCCCCGGCGGGGAAACCGACGCCCCCGGCGGGGAAACCGACGCCCCCGGCGGGGAAACCGACGCCCCCGGCGGGGAAACCGACGCCCCCGGCGGGGAAACCGACGCCCCCGGCGGGGAAACCGACGCCCCCGGCGGGGAAACCGACAAAUGUUUGUGGAAGUGCACUUCACAAUGUUGAUAUUGUGCUGGACUAUAUACAAGCACUGUAA